Molecule: messenger RNA, 5423 nt
Organism: Gavialis gangeticus (Gharial)
Lineage: Eukaryota; Metazoa; Chordata; Crocodylia; Gavialidae
Gene: LCA5
Product: LCA5, lebercilin
Exons: 8
Coding region: 341-2413 (690 amino acids)
Biological process (GO): intraciliary transport
Cellular component (GO): axoneme
Source: RefSeq, a predicted model, not a curated record
AGCCUCUGAAUUAGAUCUUCCUUAAAUACUGAAGGCUGCACAUGAGAGAGGAACAGUGGAGAAAAAUCCCUGGUCAUACCCAGUUCCUUCUCCUUUUCGGCAUCCACUCUGCCCCUGUGUGACACAGGAGACUGGGCAUGAUGCAUCUAUGGUGUGUCUGACUAAAAAAUGCAUUCUGAAUGAAGACCACUGAUUGAUAAAAUGAAGACCCAACAGCUCAUGUUUUGAAGAUGAGGAUAAUAAUGACUGGGAAAGAAGCCAACAGUUCUACUUAUAACGAUGAAUAAAUUAUGCAUCAAAAUGAACAGUUUUUGAGAGAAAAUUAACUGUGAUUUUAAAAAUGGGAGAAAGACCACAAAGUCUAGAUUCUGAACAUGAAAGAAAAUCAGAUGCUGACAAAAAUAGUGACUCCUAUUAUUCGGAUGAGGAUAAUGCAUCUCAUUCAUCUGAUCGGUCACCAAUGUUAAGCUGUUCGUCUAUGAGCCAUGGGAAAAAAAAUAACAAAAUACACACUUCAAACUUGCCUUACCAAGCCUCUAAGAAAUUGGGCCCCAAAUAUGCACCAAGCAAAAGAGGGACACGGUGGGGCUUUCGGUCCCAGAGUCUCAAUAGGGAUUCUCCUGCAAAAGAUGUAGAUCUUGUUACCAAAAGGGUUCUCUCUGCCAGGCUGCUGAAAAUCAAUGAGCUUCGAAAUGAACUCACUGAACUCCACAUCAAACUAGAUGAGCUGCAGAAAGAAAACAGGGCACUGAAGAGGCUUCAGUAUCGGCAAGAAAAAGCCUUGAAUAAGUUUGAAGAUACAGAAAAUGAAAUCUCUCAACUCCUUGCUCGACAUAACAAUGAGGUUAGAAUAUUAAGGGAGCGUUUAAGAAAAUCUCAAGAGAGAGAGCGCACCACUGAAAGGAGAUUGAAAGAUUCAGAGGAUGAAUUGUACAGGACAAAAAAUUCUCUGCAAAAACUCAAAAAGCUUUCUGAAGAUAAGCACCUUGUUGAAAGAGAUGAAUUGGCAAAGAAAUUAGCCUUGGCAGAGAACAAACUGGAAGAUAAUGAGAGGAGAAUUAAGGAUCUGGAGAAAAACUUGGAACUGAGUAAUGGCAGUUUCCAGCGACAGUUGCACACUGAGAAAAAAAAGGUACAUGACGCCCAAGAAGAAAACAGAGUACUCCUGGAAGAGCUUCGGCAAUUAAAUCAGAAGCUAAAGGAAAAGGAAAGAGAACUGGAAGCAAAAAACAUAUAUGCUAAUCGUAUGGUGAAGCCAUCACCCAAAAAAGACACAGAUGUUACACACAGAAAAAAAGGAUCCAGCAGCCAAAGCACCAAAAAAGGAGCACAGACUACAAAAGGAGUACAGACUAGUGGCUACUGCUCACCAAUAGAAUUUCCUCCACCACCGGAGGAAUGUGCUUUGGAUGAUGCAGCGUAUCAGAGAGAAGAGGAGAUGCUUCUCCGAAUAGAACAGGAAACACAAAUAAACAAGUGGAAAGAACAAGCAGAGCUUCUGAAACAUGAACGCAACAGAGAAAGAGAAGAAAAAAUGAAACAUGAACAAGAAUUGCAGGCCUUAGAGGAGAAAGUCCAGAAACUACAUGAUGAGUGGGAAAAAGAAGAGCUUGACAGAAGGAAAAAAGAAAACAACUUUUUAUUGGAUAAAGAAGAAAAGACAAAGAUGGAGACCGAAAUACGCAAACCUGAAAGUGAGAGGCAAAACAGUGAAGAUCUAGAAGAAGAGCGACGAAAAAAGCAGUUGCUGCUUGAUAAGAUGAAUGAAAUAGACAGAGAAACUCAAAAUGCCAUUAACAUGAGAUUUGUUUCCCAAGCACAGCUUGCAACAAAAUCUGACUUUCUGGAGAAAACUGAGGGAAUCUCUCAGCACUUAGAGACCGCUGAGAAGGUGGUCAAUGGAUUUUCACACUAUGACAGCCAGGAUACUGGCAUAAAAGCAGAAGGGCAGAAGCAGCAAAAUGCUAGGACCACAGAGUCAAGUGAUGAUUUGACAUUUGGUAGCUAUGUACCUUCCUUUGCAAAAGCAUCUGGGAAAGGAUCAGGGAAGCCAAACUGGCUUAACCAGAAAAGUGACUACUUAGAAAAAAAUAUUAAGGAAAAUAAAAAUUGCAGCACUAAGAAAGAGAAAAAAUCCAAUUUAAUGGAACAGCUAUUUGGAACCAGUGCCAACUCUGUCCUGCCCUCUAACAGAAGUGAAUCAGGUCCUUUUGACAGAGAUUGGGAUUCCAGUAAUGUUCUUGCUCAGGAUAAAGGCAGUAAAGCCAAAGUUAAAGAAGACAGUGAUCUUUUCUUCAGUGAAGGAAGAAGUUUUAACCCAAAUAGACUCCAUUUGCAGCACACAGCAAGCAGGCCAGCAGUUAAGGCUGUUGAUUCUCUAGAAGAUGAUAUAGAAGAACCAUAUGUUAUAUAAUGUUCCUUGGGUAAUUGCUAUAAAUUUAUUUUAAUACAAUAUUUAUUAGAUACAGAUUUGAAGCUUCAGAUCUACUGAAACACCUGAAGAAAUUAUUUCAACAGAUGAACAUAUUUACAAAGAAAAUAUAUGCUGCACAUUUUGCUCAACCAGUUUGACCGAAGUGAUGCUCUUUGUGUAGUGAGAGGUUUUUAACAGUUUACGUCCAAAUACAUGUAUCAAAGAUAAAGGCAGUGGGGGGGAGCAUUUAUUUUAUAUAUAUCACACAACCAAGAGUCUUAAGGGAAUUUCCUGGCAUAUUCCCAGGUAGUACAGCUGAGUAAUGGGUAUUUGGUUGCUGCUUCAUUCAGGAGUUGACGGUGUUUUCACCCUAAUUACAGUCCAGUCUUCCUUCUGGAUUUGCAUUGCCAUUAACAUGAUCAGAUUUGUGCAGCUGCCAAACGAGAUUGGUGGCAUUCCAAAAGGCUGUUAUUAAUUCGGUUCCACAGACGUGGAUAGAAGGGAAAAUAGAGUCCAAAUAUGUGAUCUCUGCAGCUUUGCUCAUUAUUCUCUGUUUAUGGCCCUACAAAGCUCCCAUGCCACUUUUCCAGACUCUUUCUUGCCAGGCAACACAAUGCCAUUUUCAGAGCCAGGACAGUCACUUUUUUCAAAGGAAGGUCUGUUAUUGCAAUAGCCCUAGUUAUUGGUCUUGUUCCUUUUAUGUACUUUCCCCCAGUUAUAAGAAGAAGAGAAUGGGGAAGGAGGGAAAAUGCAACCUGUGUUUUGGAGAACCCUGAGCCAUGGCCCUACUUUGUUAUAAGCUAGUCUUAUGCAGUGACUGUAAAUAUUACUUUGAGAAAACUUAUGCCACAGUAAUACUUCUCUUAGUAGAAGUGGGUUUGAAUCCCCAGAACACACACACUAACCUUAGUUAAAAUAUGUAAAAUAUUAUGUAAACAUAGAAUAUUUUAGUAUAUUUUAAAAUCAUUUUCAGAAAUACUGUAAAGUCUGACUUAUUCAAUUGCAAAUAUUUUUUCAAAAUAGUGAGUGAGAAAAGUUGACAGUGCAGAAUGUAACCUAACCAGAUAUUUGUAUGAGAAGACAGAAAGUUAUUAGCCUCUGUUUCUAUAAAUCGAGUAGCUGACUUUUGGAAUUGGAGAAAGCUGUCUCCUAUAUUGGGAUAAAUAUAAUGUAAAAAAAGUAACUUGGAUACCUUAAAUAUAUAAGAUUCUUUCCAUUUCAUAUUGUUGCUGUUUCUCUCUUCACAAAAUUUUACUUUCUGCAUAUAAGAAAACUUAUUCUGGAGCUGUCCAUAAUCCAGUGCCACAUUUCUUCCUAAUUUAGUCAUUCAGCUUGGUUUUUACAACUAGGUGAUGUUAGUCCUUUGCUGUAAAUGCCAGUAAAAUGUGCCCAUAUACAGUAUGCUGCUUGCAUCUUCCUGGCCAGACCCUGGCUGUUAAUCUAGUUUCCAUGUGAACAAAAAAUCAUAACUGGAAGUAAAUUUUGAAAACAUUUUUAAAGCAUUGUGAACCACUAACAAGGCACCUGGUGGAUGCCUAUAUUUGGCUUUGUGUCUUUUACUUGCUCUCUUUCACAAUUCUAGUAACGGACUUUCCAGUCUAACAUAUAAAGCAGAGGGCUGUAAUUUGUUCCCAGGGGAGCUCGAUUAGUUACUGUCAAAUGGUGAGAAAAAUAAACACCAAUGUUGGGUAAUAGCUCAGGGAGCUGCUGUGGGAGAGGGCCUGCUUUCACGCCUCCGCCCAGCUGUUAUGCAUGAUGGUACGGAACUUGGUGCUUUAUCUGGAGGCAGCCCGUAGCACUUUUUCUCUUGAUUUGGAGUGCCUCUCUGGCUACAGCAUGUUCUGUCUUGGAUGUAUUUAUUCAAGUACUUCAUAGUGGCAUCUGGGGAAGGCACAUGCAAUGUUAACCCUUAACAUGCAAUGUUAACCCCAAAGGGAACACACUUCUGGGAAGGACAGGCAGUUACCUGGAAAGAAGACACGGGUGAAGAGAGAGACUGGAAAAGGCUCUGUAUACUAUAGUGCUGGUACUACAGAAGGACCUAUAUAGAAAAUGCACCAUCUCAGCCAGUUUUUCCUCUUGAGUUGGUGUCAUCUUGCAGCAGAAUUUCUGGCCAUGCAAAGUUUGGUUUCAGAUAUGUCAGAUUAGACUAGAUCCCUGACUGCUAGAGCUGCAUUGGCCAGCUGGUGAGAGAGGCAGUCAGAGGUGGCUUUAAAUCACCUCUAUGCUUCUCUGAUCCCCAGGGCUGCCAGGGACUAAUAUGGCUCCAGAGCUGCUCCUAACUAUGCUUGUAAGGGCUCCAAAGAGACUGGAACUGUUCUGCCCUGGGAGCACAGGAGCAGAGCAUGACUUGAUUUUGCUGUCUCUAACAUAUGCCUAAUGCAUCUUUUCAUCAGGGCAAGCUAGGACGGGGUGUUAAAAAGCCAGCUGUGCUAUCUCAGCACCAGACCAGCACUCUUCCAGCCAGGGGAAUUGUGUGACCUGCCCACCUAAAAUAGUUUCACAUCCCUUUCAUAGUGCCACAAGAGACUGUAACAGAGGCCAAAAUCUGUUCUAAUAUUCAGCAGUGCAUUCAGAGGGGCUAGAUUUGUAAUCCUCAGUUUGAAACUCCAUGCAUAAUUUGGGAAACCACAACAUUUCUUCAUGAAUUAAUCUAACUGUGCACUUCGAAAACUUUCAUGAUCUAAUAUAAAAGUAGCACCAAUUUGCCUGGGACUUCUACUAUGAAGUCAUUUUGUUUUGUGUAACAAUAAGUCAUUAGUAUUUACUCAUUUAAUACAAAGCCAGGAGAACUGCACAAUUUCAGAAAAUGUAAUUAAACAUGCCAUAGAAAUAAUCAUUUUUAAAGUUUGUGAAGAUAUUGUGAUAAUGCAGUUCCUAUAUUAAUUUCAGUUCUAUUUAUUAUGUCAUGUCAGUUUUGUAACAUCUGAUUUAUUUUCUGUGUAAAAAUUUAAUCAUUAAAAUGUUGAUUUUUAACAAAAUGAUUUUUAUUAAAAAAGAAUUGAGUAAA